CAUGUGACGUCACGAUUCGCCUAGGCCGAUCACACGAGGUUAAGAUAAAACAAUUCCUAGACCCACCCCAACAUCCCCGGUUAGUCUCACAAUCCGGAGCCACAUCCACACCAUGUCCACUUGGCCAGAGGUUGAACGGGCUCGGCAGGAGAAUCGGCGAGAGCUCAAGCUCUCCGGUGCCACUUUGUCGGAGCGCUUGGCUUCCAAUGGAGGAUCCUUGUGUGAGCCCCUCUUCCAAUUGACCCACCUCAACCUACUGGACCUGAGCUCAUGUCCCACCUUGGUCCACGUCUCCGACCAACUCGGUCAAUUGACCAAUCUGAGCUCAUUGCUGCUGAACCAAAAUGGAAUAACCUCUUUAUCCGGCCCGGCUUUGAGUCAUUUAACGAAACUCAAAGUUUUGGACGUAUCCGGCAAUCAAUUGACCGCAAUCCCGGACCAAAUCAGCGCUCUGACGGCCUUGACUACGCUCAACUUGGCCAACAACGCCAUUGAGAGCAUGCCCGUGCUCAAGGAACUGAAGAGUUUAGCCCAUGUGGAUUUAGGCGGCAAUCAAUUGAAGGAUUUGAGCUUUAUUUGCCAUGAAGACUUGAGCUUGCUCGCCACGUUGGUGGUGGCCAAGAAUCGCUUGGAAGCUUUGGAUCCCAAUCUGGCCAAGUUGGUGUCUUUAAAGAAAUUGGAUGCCUCGGACAAUCCCCUGCCAUCGGUGCCCGGUGAAUUGGCCGAUUUGAGUCGCAUGAAAGAAUUAUUGCUCCAGAACAACCCCUUGCAAGAUAACCGCUUGAAAAAAAUGGUGGCUCAAAAGGGCACCAAACCCGUGCUGGAUUAUAUUCGACAGAAUUGCCCCCGAACCGGAACUGAUGCGGCUGAAUCCACGGGAGAGCCGGGCAAAAAAGGGAAAGGCAAGAAAGGCAAGAAAAAUGCGGUCAAAGAGGUGGCGAACGAAUUGGAUGAGGCCUGUGAUGUUUUAGAGGUAUUGCACAUUCGCGACGAAUCGCCACUCAUUGUGGUGGAAGAUAUCACGAAAGAUAUCCGACCUUAUAUCAUAGGCUGCCUCAUUCGGGGCGUGGAUUUAAGUGGGCCGAAUUUGAAGAAAUUCAUCCAGCUUCAGACCAAACUGCACGACACGGUUUGCGAAAAGCGAUUAGCCGCCACGAUCGCCACCCACGACCUGGCCAAGAUUGUGCCGGGGAAGAUCUUAUACACGGCCAAAACUCCGGAUUCAUUGCACAUCCAGCCCUUGAACCAAAACCGGGCCUUUUCCGCACCCGCUUUGGUCCAACAUUUGCGCGAUCAAGCCGAAGCCGUGCGCAAGGAGAAGAAACGCAACACCUUCUCGGGUAUUCAUCAAUAUCUGAAUCUACUCAAGGAUAAGGCCGUGUACGCGUGCUUGGUGGACGAGCUCGGGACCACGCUCUCAUUUCCACCCAUUACCAAUAGCGAUGUGAGUAAGAUCGGUCCGGAGACGCGAGAUAUUUUGGUGGAAGUGACCAGUACAGUUAAACUUGCAACGGCCAAAACCGUGUGCGACGCUUUGCUCCGAGAUAUGUUGGAGCUGGGCUUGGGUCAGCCCACACCCGAAGGGCAACGGGGUUUGCAAGUGGAACAGAUGCGGAUUGAGGACGCGCAGGGAAACCUCAAGGUGAUCUACCCUUCCAAAACCGAUCUGACCUUUGAAGGCAGCCAUGCUAUUCAAAUCAUUCGUCCAUAAACGAAAGUAUUUCUUAAUCACUAUUUUUGACGUUCGUGAAAAUCAAGCUUAAAUUGAGAGUUGGGCUAAUUUUUACACUUUUUGGCGAACCUGAGGGAAUAUAGGGUGACCGUUUAUGGAGCAUCUGUUGA
Messenger RNA from Tigriopus californicus, 1842 nucleotides. RefSeq names its product leucine-rich repeat-containing protein 47-like. The record is from RefSeq and is a predicted model, not a curated record. Gene Ontology annotation, molecular function: phenylalanine-tRNA ligase activity; protein binding; RNA binding. Bases 113 to 1711 code for a protein of 532 amino acids. The transcript has a single exon. Gene Ontology annotation, biological process: phenylalanyl-tRNA aminoacylation. NCBI's taxonomy places the organism in Eukaryota, Metazoa, Arthropoda, Copepoda, Harpacticoida, Harpacticidae.